AUGCGGCGUAAGAGGUUUACAAAUCUUCUCCUUCUCCUCCUCCUCCUCCUACUCCUCUUCCUCCUCCUCCUCUUCCUCCUCCUCCUCCUCCUCCUCCUCCUCCUCCUCCUCCUACUCUUCUUCCCAUUCCUCCUCAUCUUCCACCUGUACGUUACGCAGUGAACAAAAUUAACUUUUGUUUCUACGGCCUAGCGAAAUAAGAAGAUGACCCGGUCAGCUACUGUUCCACACAGUAACAUGCAUGCAUGCUUUCCUUGUGACAAGGGAUUCUCCAUUGCAACCAAACCAAGGAAGUAGGCUCAUCUUUCUAGUUGUAGUGGGGAAAGAUCUGUUAUAUAAACAGUCGACUACCGCGAACGAGCUGGUCCACCAGGUUGGACGUCCGACAAUUAUUUGGAGGUCGUCGAUUCUUCCUUCGGCUAGAUCGCAGUUGGUAGCUAGGAAUGGGGAAGCGGACUGCGACCUUAACCUUAAUCCUAACCUUAAACUUAACACUAACAGUAAGCUCAAUCUUAAACGAUAGCCGUUAACCCUAACGGUAACCCUAGCCCUAACCAAAUUCGUAAACGUAACCGUAGACCUUAGACCUAGCCGUAACUGAAAACCUAACCGUAAUACUGAAACCUAAUCGUACGCUCUAACCCUAACUGUAACCCGGAAACCUAAGCUUAAAGCCAUAACCCUAACCCGAAAAUCGGGAACCAUUAACCGGUACCCUAAUCCUAACCUCAAAUGUAAAACGGGAGCCAAAUGGGUUAGAUGUGAUAAAGGGGCCCACACAAACUAACCCCAGUAAACAACCCCCCGCCACCUGUAAUACGGGAUUUGGCUACCAAAUGCGAUCUAGCCCUUCUUUCUAUGCCAGAACCUGCUUUCAUGCUGUACGACUAAUGCACUUCCAUAAUAUUUAAUGGAGAAACUGUUCCGACCAUUGAGGACCUUUCGGUAAACAAAGUCCAUAUAUGUGGACUUGUUGGGAUAGUGCUAAAAAUAUCCAAUGGUUCAAUGCGUGUUUGACUAUUUCAAACUUUCAAGACAUUCCCUGCCACAGAGUGGUUUGCAAUUAGGAAGCAUACCAAGCGUCCUGGGGCACUGUGGGACGUCGAAGGCAGGCCAUUCGCAUAAAACGAUGCAUAAAUAAAGCAAAUGACUUUAUUUCAGAAAUAUAUAAAUGCUUUGAACCGUCUUCAUGAAAGGCGGUUUCUUAAAAAAGAUGCCUUUCCCGGCAGUUUCUUUUCGCCCCGGUCUGAAAAAACUACAUAUAGUCCUCCCAUGGAACUGAACGAAGAUCACCAGUAUCCGAGGCUGGGGGUGGAGAUGAAUGGUGGGAACUAGAGCGUUAAUUAGAUUAUGUAGUAGCUACCCUUGGUCGCCCUCCCCCUCCUUGCAUCAGUGGCAAGAUUAAGUCUGGCCGAUGGGAAGACGAGAUUACGCGCAUCGGAUGACCAAGCAUCUCUCCUCGGCAUCUCGCGUGCCAUGCAGGAAGUUGUCGCUCAACCGAUACCAAACAGACCUUACUGACUUGGUAAUCAUACCCUUGAUGGUUACCUUCAUCAGAGCGAGUCAUUGCGGCGCGAAGGCCAAUUUCGCAGAACGAAGGAUGUUAAAGUAAACGCAGCUAUCCCCCAGUUUGGUGGUUUCUCUCAUAGACAUACGUCUGAUGUUGUUUGAAUACAUUAGUGGAACCUUUGUAUGACGUGCUCGAUAAGUUAGCUCACUUUGUAUAAGGAGGAGAUGAACAUCACGUUUUUUUAAAAACUAACGUGCCCCGCAUAUAUCUGAAGCUCACCUGGGUUUCAUUUGUUAGGGAUAUUUCUAAAUGCGAGCCAGGUAUGUUUCGGAAUAAAGUGUCCUUUCUUUUCGACACAAAAACAUGGGUCUACAUUAAACUCUAAAAUCCAUGAAUCAAAACCUGCAAGCCUUUGCUGACCCCGAGACUAGGUGCUUUACCACGUGUAUCCAAAAAGACUAGGAAACCCUCCCUAACAGAAACCUUCUUUCAUCAGAUAAUGCGACCUUCCGGGACUUUGCAAGAUUUCAGUGGAGGUUUAACUUACUUCUGGAACCCAGAUUCGUGGAAUAAGUGUUGAGUUGGAAAGCACUUCGCGAUAAUGACGAGAAUAGGUUUUUCUUGUGGAUGUGCUGGCUUUCAUGAGAUGGCUUUUAAAAUUUUAAUGCUCUUUCAAAUUGAGGAGCCUAUAAAAUCAACCAAUAGGGAUUCAAAAAGCAUCAUUUGCAGUUCGACCGUCACAGACGAAGACGUCCAAAGUGUAUCCUAGGGCAUGACGGGGGCAGAGUGAUAACUAUCCUGUGAAUCGCUUACAACGGUGGCAGCUAUGUGCAGAAUCUACCGCACUAUCUCCUCAAUUACCCACUUGGGUCCGUUGGCUAAAGAUAAGCAAGGAGACCGGAGGCGGGAUCAGACGCAUGGGUUGACAAAGCUAAACGGUCGGUCUACUCGCGAUCGAGGAGGUUUUCGAGGAGACAAAGGGCGAUCCGGAUACCCUCUAUGUGGAAGUACUAUAUGGGCCACAUCAAGGAGCAGACAUUGCGGUCUGACUGUCUGAUAGGUGCACCGACUGAUUCCGUCAGUUUGUGGCCUUCUAAGGGAGGAAAUUUAGGGCGUAAGGAUACUUUUAAAGCACCUCAGAUUUACUAUGGUGAGGAAUGCGCCGAAGUGCUGUGGGAGCACACUUUGCAGUGUCGACUUCAUUUUAUCUUCCAUGCAAGAGUCCGCUGUCUGAGUUGUUGAACCAUCUGGAAGUAAAACUGUAUUCGCGCCUGUUCUUAAGGUGCACAAAAUACAUGGUAAUAAUUCUCUGUAAGGAAAAUUCAAACAAACCUACAUGUAUGUCAUUACCGACAAAGACAAGGGAGUCUACCUUGUCUUUUCCGUAAUGACAUACUGCCUAUACCAUGCACCGCUGUGCGGCUGCCAGUUGGGCUCGAGAGAAACCCCGUAAGACACAAUGGGACGAGUGAGUUCCAUAGAAACGAUCAGUGAGCGCCCUCUACCAAACCUACAUCUGCCGCACAAAUGGUCAUAACAGCGUCUCAUACACUUUCAUAAGCUAGCCGUUUCCAACCAUGAAAUGUAGAAAAGAAAGAGGCUCGUGGAAAAUCCGUCCACUCAGUGGAAAUUAUGAAUCACAGUUCGAAGAGGAACGGUUUUGAUCUAUAAAAGCAUCGAAAAGUGUCCACGUCGAGGGACUGGCACCACUGCCGUUUCGCGCGGAGCAGGCUUAGACGCAAAUUCCUUUAUAAUGGGACAGACUUGGGCUGAAUAAAUUUCAGUUCACUCUCUUGACCCCGGCUGCGUUAGAACGCCAGGACAAGAUAAAGACGAAAGUGCGUGCAAUGGCUUACACCGUUCAACAACAGGUGCCCGCACAUUUCUCAUAAAACCUGACCCUUAAAUCCACACCUACCAGACUCCAUUGCAGAGGUUUUCGAUCUCACGCAGACGACAGCGCCUUAAAAGUCCCGAGAACGAUAGGGUGUAGGACCCACAAGUACCUAGCCUGUGGACCGCAUAAUACGUUGAAUGGGGGUGGAGGGUUUUAACCGGUGCAACUACACACAAGACGGAGAUCAAGAAGACACAGAAAAUAGAUAAAUUUCCACUAAAAUUCUUAUUGUGCGCUCUCAUCUGGCAAAGAAUUUGAGCGCGAUAGCUAGUAAAUGAACAAAAAGCGAUUUUUAAAAAAUAAAGACGUGGAAUAAAGCGCCGAUGGUAAGUUUAGUCAGUAAGGGAGGGAAGUUUGCAACAAUUGUAACGGUGAAUAAUAAGUGAUGUCUACAGUCACCCCGAAUUCUAGGGUAUAUUUUUGUAAUUCCCAUCUACUUCUGGGAUCUGCACCCUGUCGUUGCCAAAGUUACAGUAAGGAGAUGUCGCUUCAGUCUAACCCUCCGACCACGUCUCCACGUCAGGUGACAGCCUUUCAAGACCCUGACACUAGCAUGUCUUGGUAUUUUCGCAGCUCACCCUAUUGUACAGCAAAGGAUCCCAAAGAGCAGGAGGGUCGUAGAGGUCACACUAAACUAUUGUCUUACGUCUAGAGAGCCAGGCUCACUAGUUUUACCCCACUUCCCAGAACUUGAGAGAAAUACUUGAAAGCUAAGCAGCAUGCCAUUUUUAGACGCCUAUACAGUUGAUGGGCUAACUCAUGAAACGUUAACCGAAAUUCCGCUGAGUGUCGUAUCGUUCGUUGUCAUCUGGCAAAGAAGCUGAACGCGAUAGCUAGUAAAUGAACAAAAGCGAUUUUUAAAACAAUAACGGAUUUAGAACAAGGGUCCGCUGGUAAGUUUACAUUUAGUCAGUAAGGGAGGAAGUUUAAAACAAUGGAAACGGUGAACAUUAAACGAUGUUUAUAGUCACACUGAAUUCUAGGGUAUAUUUUUGGAGGUCAGCUAAUUGGGGGUCCAACACCCUAUCGUUGCCAAAGUUACAGUAGGGAGGUGUUAUUUCAGUCUGAUCCCCCGACCAUGUCUCUAUGUCACCUGAAAUACUUUUAGGUCCCUGACACUAGCAUCUCUUGGUAUUUUCGCAGCUCGCCCCAUUGUACAUCAAAGGAUUCUACGGAGCAGGAGGGCCGUGUAGAGGUCACAUUAGGCGGUAUAUAAACUAUUGUCUUAUGUCUAGAGAACCAGGCUUACUAAUUUUAUUCCAUCUCCCCGAACUUGAGAAAUGCUUGAAAGGUAAACACGAUGCCAGUUAUCAGACUGCUAUACAAUAGGUGGGCUAACUCAUGAAGUGUCAACCGAAAUUCCGAACUGCGCUUUCGUUUCGGCUGCAAAAGAUACUACACUCUGUAAAAAUGACUACUGAAGUAGCAUGCAUUUUUCCUUGAUUUUCGAUGCCGUAAAAAUUCAAUUAUAUUUCAUGGAAACACGCACAAAAAUACUCAUCCUUUUGCUUAUUCAGUAGAAAAUUACGUCUUCUUUCAAUUGUACACUCGGAGGAAGGGUAUAAUUUGGUUGUAAAAAGGUUUUUAAUUGUGCGAUUUUUUGAUAUAGUGAAAUGGUUCUUCAUAAAACGCCAUGUCUCAACAUUUACCAAUGUGGCUUACAAAUCCACUGCUUAAUUUUAUAAAGCCCACAUGGUAGCCUCUUAAUACGAUAGAUAAAUGUAUGGUUUUCCGUACACGGAAAUUAUACGACAUGUAGUUUGGUAACCUCGAAUGCAAAUUUAACGGCAGGUCGGCUUCAAAAUUAUUCUGGAAUUGGGUGACUUAUAUGAAACCAAUUUAUGCUCUUCCUUCGAGUGUACAAUUGGAAGAAAACGUAAUUUUCUACUGAUUAAGCAGAAGAAUGGAUGAUUCUGUGCAUGGUUUCCAUGAAAUAUAUUUCAAUCUUUAAGGGCAUCGAAAGUCAAUGAAAAAAUUCAUGUUACGCAAGUAGUCAUUUUUACGGAGUAUGAAUUUUUUAUGCAGACAGAAAGACGUAUUUUCGGAAUCCGGCGUCCUGGGGUAGCUGAAUUAUUAUAGAAUUAUGCUGCACAAGGAUUGGCUUUACUAGCCUACUUAAUUAAUCUUUUCGAAACGGCAGCGCAUUUCGGAAUUUCUGUUGACAUGUCAUAAAUUAGCCUACCUGCUAUAUUUUCCUGCAAUUCUGUCAAUUCUACAUUACUGUAGAAGGAAAGUACUGCUCAACCGUGUUGCAUAACAGAGCGCGAUCCGUCACAUUCAUCUCCUUCUCGUUAAUUUUACUGACUUCGUCUCUCCGGUCGUCCUAACUUUCAGGCAAAUGCUUCUGCAGAAUUCGGCGGAAAUAUAUUAGUUCGAUACUAGCCGUCGGCGGUCCAUAAUCCGGCUUUUGCAGUCCUGGCUUCUGUACAUUUUACCGGACUCAGACGUAAAAAGGCUCAGUGACAUUAGUACCCCGUCAGCCCUAUCGCCAUAUGUCCUACUUUUGAAUGCUUGCGCUAGUGGCAAGUUCAGAUAUCGGAACAUGCGGAGAAGAUCAAUGGAUGUGCAAUUUUCAACCGUCGAGCUGGUUCUGAUCGUUGUUAAUCGUAGACCGGUCUUUCACGUCCGGAAAAUGAUGGGAGCCCUGCCAAACCGAGGGAUGGCUAACUCUUUUACAUGGCUGAUUGUGCCUAAUAUGUAGCAAGCAUCCGUAAUUUCUGUGUCCGUUCUACGUCUGUUGAAGCUUGCUACUUGAAUCCCGUUUAUUUCUACCGUCUGUCCAAGUUCCCCGAUAAUCGCAGAAGCUCGAUACUGAGAUUAGGGUGUAUUUUGCUCUCCAAACAAUGGGUCUGACCUCUACACCAGACAGUACUGGCAACUGGGCUCCUGAUUUGCUGGACCGCCUCAGGCGAAUCGGUCGAAUCGGUCGCAACCUCCUCUGCCAAUACAAGCGAAAAGACGAGUCUCAGGAAGCAGUCUUGAAGAAGGAGCCACGAUCGCUGGGACAAGAGCUUUAUUAG
Molecule: messenger RNA, 6427 nt
Organism: Spirometra erinaceieuropaei
Lineage: Eukaryota; Metazoa; Platyhelminthes; Cestoda; Diphyllobothriidea; Diphyllobothriidae
Source: the annotation of a GenBank genome assembly